AUGUAUUGUGUUAGGGAUAUCAUGAUAACACAUUUUGAACCUUCAAUCUCCUUUGAAGGUCUUUGUAAUGAAGUUCGAGAUAUGUGUUCUUUUGACAGUGAGCAGCUUUUUACCAUGAAAUGGAUUGAUGAGGAAGGAGACCCAUGCACGGUGUCAUCUCAGUUGGAGUUAGAAGAAGCAUUUAGGCUUUAUGAGCUCAACAAGGAUUCUGAACUCCUAAUUCACGUCUUCCCUUGUGUACCAGAACGCCCCGGAAUGCCAUGUCCAGGAGAAGAUAAAUCCAUCUACCGCCGAGGUGCCCGCCGCUGGAGAAAGCUUUACUGUGCAAAUGGCCAUACUUUCCAAGCGAAGCGUUUCAACAGGCGUGCUCACUGUGCCAUCUGCACUGAUCGGAUAUGGGGACUCGGACGCCAGGGAUAUAAGUGCAUCAACUGCAAACUCUUAGUUCAUAAGAAGUGCCAUAAACUCGUCACAAUUGAAUGUGGGCGACAUUCGUUGCCACCGGAACCAAUGAUGCCCACGGAUCAGUCGUCCAUGCAUUCAGACCAUGCCCAGACAGUCAUUCCCUAUAAUCCGUCAAGCCAUGAGAGUUUGGAUCAGGUUGGUGAAGAAAAGGAGGCAAUGAACACCCGGGAAAGCGGCAAAGCUUCUUCGAGUUUAGGACUCCAAGAUUUUGAUUUACUCCGAGUCAUAGGAAGAGGAAGUUACGCCAAAGUACUGCUGGUUCGAUUGAAAAAAACAGAUCGUAUUUAUGCCAUGAAAGUUGUGAAAAAAGAACUUGUCAAUGAUGACGAGGAUAUUGAUUGGGUCCAAACAGAGAAGCAUGUUUUUGAGCAAGCAUCCAAUCAUCCUUUCCUGGUCGGGCUGCAUUCUUGUUUUCAGACGGAAAGCAGGCUGUUCUUUGUUAUUGAGUAUGUAAAUGGAGGAGACCUCAUGUUCCACAUGCAGCGACAGAGAAAACUUCCUGAAGAACAUGCCAGAUUUUACUCUGCAGAAAUCAGUCUAGCAUUAAAUUAUCUUCAUGAGCGAGGAAUAAUUUAUAGAGAUUUGAAAUUGGACAAUGUCUUGCUGGACUCUGAAGGACACAUUAAACUCACUGACUAUGGCAUGUGUAAGGAAGGGUUGCGGCCUGGAGAUACAACUAGCACUUUUUGUGGUACUCCUAAUUACAUUGCUCCGGAGAUUCUAAGAGGAGAAGAUUAUGGUUUCAGUGUCGACUGGUGGGCUCUUGGAGUACUCAUGUUUGAGAUGAUGGCAGGGAGGUCUCCGUUCGAUAUUGUUGGAAGCUCUGAUAACCCGGAUCACAACACAGAAGAUUAUCUCUUCCAAGUUAUCUUGGAAAAACAAAUCCGAAUACCACGUUCUCUUUCUGUAAAAGCUGCAAGUGUCCUGAAGAGUUUUCUCAACAAGGAUCCGAAAGAACGGUUGGGUUGUCAUCCUCAGACUGGAUUUGCGGAUAUUCAGGGACAUCCAUUCUUCCGAAAUGUUGACUGGGACAUGAUGGAGCAGAAGCAGGUGGUCCCACCCUUUAAACCAAAUAUUUCUGGAGAAUUCGGUUUGGACAACUUUGAUUCUCAGUUUACUAAUGAACCCGUCCAGCUCACUCCAGAUGACGAUGACAUUGUGAGGAAGAUUGACCAGUCUGAAUUUGAAGGCUUCGAGUAUAUCAAUCCUCUUCUGAUGUCUGCAGAAGAAUGUGUCUGA
Messenger RNA from Elephantulus edwardii (Cape elephant shrew), 1704 nucleotides. It is a transcript of the gene PRKCI, whose product is annotated as protein kinase C, iota. The coding region runs from base 1 to 1704 and encodes 567 amino acids. Gene Ontology annotation, biological process: protein phosphorylation. Gene Ontology annotation, molecular function: diacylglycerol-dependent serine/threonine kinase activity; protein binding; ATP binding. The transcript has 18 exons. Lineage: Eukaryota; Metazoa; Chordata; Mammalia; Macroscelidea; Macroscelididae. The record is from RefSeq and is a predicted model, not a curated record.